AUGGGUAACACUCAGCAGACUCUUAAGGUCAGAUUCAUAUCCAUCAAUCAGAGAGGACCCCAGGAAGACGAAUCCAAGAGAUCUGAGGAUGUUGAAUCAAAGUCGGUGUCAGAGAAAAACACUAAUAAUGCCCCUCCUAAGAACAAAAAGGUAUAUCAUGACGAAACUGAGGAGCUGAAGCAAGAAAAACUUUGGCAUGAUGCAGAGAAGAAGCAUCCAUGGUAUGAUGCCCCUCCUAAGGUCAAGGGUCUUUACCAUAUGAACAUAGAAUUCACAGCGGGAAUUACUCCAGAUGGAGUCUACCAUCUUUUAACUGAUCCACAAAGCGGUCCGUUUUUCGAUGUGAAGAAGUGGCGCAGACUUAUGGAAAACAAAUCAAUAAAAGUUUUGAUGGAGGAUGGACCAAGGCAGAUCGCAAAGGUGAAGAAAUCUGUGAUUUGCGACUUACUUUGGUGGUCUAUACCUAUCCCUAUAAAUCUAAUUGUCGAUGAAAACAAAAAAGAUCACAAGACAAAAUAUAAGAAAGAGAAAGUAAUGCUCAUGAAAGUGUUUGAGGGUGACUAUAAAGUAGAGCCAAUAUUCGCAGAUCAAGAACGCUUGUGCAAGCAUAGGUUACCAAAGAGUCGAGAAGAAUAUAAAAAAUGUAGCGGUGGAGAAGGAAAGAUUGCGUCAAAAGUAACGAUGAACCAAUACUUUCAGCCAUAUCUUCUCUUUAAUAUACCGCCGGUUUCUUGGUGCAUCCGUGGAAUCACCAUCAAAACCGCCAAAACUCUGCUCGAAGCGCUUCAAAAGACGGCUACCGAUUUUCGAACGGCUACACGAAAUUACUAG
Messenger RNA from Thlaspi arvense, 831 nucleotides. NCBI's taxonomy places the organism in Eukaryota, Viridiplantae, Streptophyta, Magnoliopsida, Brassicales, Brassicaceae. The record is from the annotation of a GenBank genome assembly.